GAGAAAUGAAAUGGAGAAGUUUUCGUGUUUGGAUGUGAGCUUGUGUGGUGCGGAUUGUCGGCGCGUAGUGCUGCAGCUGGUGGUGGCGCUGUUGCUGGCGAGCGCCGCACGGACUGUUGACAUGGAGGAGUUUAUCAGUGACUUAGAUCUACCAGUGCCCACGGUGCACGUGCAGGGCGUGGUGGGCAAGAAGGCUGCUCUACCGUGCGACACGCAGCCGCUCUCCGCGGACGACCAGGUUGCCAUGGUGCUGUGGUUCAAAGAAUCUGACGGAGAACCUCUUUACAGCUACGACGUGCGAGGGCGAGCACUGACGCAGCCCAAGCUAUGGUCGUCGCCGUCUGGCUUCGGGGCGCGUGCGUUCUUCCGCGCGGCCGCCGUCCCCGCAACAUUGCUGCUCGACAAUGUGUUCACCAGCGACGCCGGCGUCUACCGCUGCAGAGUCGACUUCAAGAAUUCACCUACCAGAAAUUUAAGGCUAAAUUUCACUGUUAUCACGCCACCGGACCGGCCGAUCAUCAUUGACGCUAAGACCAGAGACCAGACGCGUCUCCUGGAGCCCUAUGAUGAGGGCGACACACUCGAACUCAUCUGUGAAGUGCAUGGAGGCGAUCCAAAGCCACGUUUGACGUGGUACUUGGAGAAUACGGUGAUCGACGACUCAUACGAGCUGCAGAGCGGCGGCGUGACCGUGAACACACUCACCUUUCCCAGCAUCGGCCGACAGCACCUAAACGCGCGGCUCAUCUGCCAGGCUUCCAACACCAAUUUAGCUCCGCCUCAGACAAAGUUGCUCAUCUUGGAAAUCAAUUUAAAGCCUCUGACGGUGCAAAUCCUGAACAAGAGCCGGCAGCUAUCGGCCGACAGGAGCUACGAGGUGGAGUGCAAGGCGACCGGCUCUCGGCCCGAGGCACAGGUCACCUGGUGGAAAGGAUCGCGCCCGCUUCGGAGAAACGCUAAAACGUUUUCUGACACAAACGCGACACUGAGCGUGCUGACGUUUGUACCGGAGGCGGAGGACCACGAGCGAAGCCUGGUGUGUCGCGCUGAGAACCCGCGCCUCACCUCCGCAUUGCUGGAGGACUAUUGGAAGCUCAAUGUACAUUAUGUACCGAUAGUGACAUUAAAAAUGGGCUCCACUCUAAAUCCGGGCCACAUUAAGGAGGGUGAAGAUGUUUAUUUUGAAUGCAACGUGAAGGCGAACCCAAAAGCGACCAAACUAUCGUGGUACAAGGGGCCCACCGCCUUCGUGUGGACUCUUACCACCUCUGCGGGACACACGGAGCUGCAGCCCAGUCUGUACACGAUGUACAACUUCUCGUCCGUGCUGCGCUACACGCCGCUCUCCAACAUGGAUUACGGAACUAUUUCAUGUUUCGCGGUGAACGCGGCCGGCCGCCAGGACACGCCCUGUCUCUACAAGAUUGUUCCCGCAGAUCGUCCGGCCAGUCUACAGAACUGUUCGAUUGUGAACCAGAGCUCCGAGGGCUUGGCCGUGGAGUGCGCGGAAGGCUUCGAUGGAGGAUUGCCUCAGAUAUUCUACAUGGAAGUGCUAGAGUUACCUUCGCUUGUGGUCCGAGCGAACGUGAGUUCAAACUUCACGGCGAGUUUCGAAGUGCUAGGGGUGGACAGUAGAGUGAGCUACAUACUGAACUUGUACUCCGCCAAUGCGAAGGGCCGGAGCGAAAUGGUCACUUUGUACACGAUUGCGUUGAGAUCUCCCGAUAAAUAUACUGCAAAAACUAUAAUCGCCAUGGGCGUUGCCAACCGCUGGCCAAGGCUAUGUCUAGCCUGGAUCGCCAGAGAAUCGGAAAUACCCCCUUUCUAG
Papilio polytes (common Mormon) is the source of this 1828-nucleotide messenger RNA. RefSeq names its product nephrin-like. The transcript is spliced from 13 exons. NCBI's taxonomy places the organism in Eukaryota, Metazoa, Arthropoda, Insecta, Lepidoptera, Papilionidae. The record is from RefSeq and is a predicted model, not a curated record. The coding region runs from base 11 to 1828 and encodes 605 amino acids.